CUCACCUACUCUACGCUCUCCGUCUGCGACACACGAUCCGAUCCGCAGACAACUUUUAUUCGUGAGAACUUUAGUGCGGUUAUUUUGUUUACCUGUGACUACUACGGUUGUCGGAGAUCUACUAUUAUUAUAAUAACAUUGCAAACUGUUGAAGAAAAGUGAAAAUUUAAGUUAGUUGAACUUUGUAAAAGUUUGGACAGAGGAACUGAUAUCGGUCAGCCGGCGAUGCGAGGUCGGAGCCUGUAAAGUUAGUUGUGUGUUUGUCGUUUGGAUAUUCCCGGGUCGGUUUGGUGAUGUCUUGUUGAGUGCGGCGAGCUGGGGGCGCUUGAGCUGUGCGUGGGGCGGGGGUGGCCCGCGCUGGAUGCGCUAGGGGCGGGUGGCGGCGGCGCGGGCCCCGCCGGCGCGCUGGCGAUGACGGUGCAGCGCGAGGAGCGCGAGGCGCGCGCGCCGCGGACCCGGUUCAUGAUCACCGACAUCCUGGACGCGCCGCCGCGGGACCUCAGCGCGCACCGCGACUCCGACUCCGACAGAUCUGCCACCGACUCACCAGGUGUAAAAGAUGAUUCAGACGACGUGUCAAGCAAAAGCUGUGGAGGUGACUCAUCGGGGCUCGUUAAGAAGCAGAGGAAAGCGCGAACGGCCUUCACAGACCACCAGCUCCAGACUUUAGAGAAGUCCUUCGAAAGACAGAAGUACCUUAGCGUUCAAGACCGAAUGGAACUGGCUGCGAAACUAGGAUUAACGGACACACAGGUCAAAACCUGGUACCAGAACAGACGGACAAAAUGGAAGCGGCAAACAGCGGUGGGUCUAGAACUGCUAGCUGAGGCCGGUAACUACGCGGCCUUCCAGCGUCUGUACGGGGGCUACUGGCCCGGGGUGCCGGCGUACCCUGCACAGCCCGCGCCGGCCGCCGCCGACCUGUACUACCGGCAAGCUGCCGCCACCGCCGCAGCUGCUGCCUCGGCCAGCGCCAACACCCUACAGAAACCCUUGCCUUACCGAUUAUACCCGGGAGCACCGUUAGCAGGCGUCCCGCCUCUGGGGCUGGGCUUGCCGGGGCCGUCAGCGCACUUGGGGUCGCUGGGCGCCCCGGCGUUGGGCGCGUUGGGGUACUACGCCCACGCUCGCCGGACGCCCUCUCCAGACCUGGACCCGGGCAGCCCGGCGCCCCCGCACCGCUCCCCACCAGGCACCCCUGCAGACCGGCGCUCUGAAGACGAAGACGACGACGAGCCCAUACACGUGUAAACAAACUCUUACUAGAACGAGUGACAAAUUUCAAGUGUUUUAAAAAUCCAAGUGACUAAAAGUGAAGGCUACAUUGACAUUCCUGGAUCCUCAGUCUUCAUAUUUCAGAAGCCCCGGUGACUCGGUCGCUUUGGACUCAUUCGGUUUUCGUUCGCUGCACGGUUGUUUUGCACGAAUCUCGUUGCUCGACUACAUUUCAAAUAUAUUUUCUUGAGACGGACAUGAUUUUGUCUGAGAUAUGUGAUAUUAUAAGCCCAGAUUCGAUAGUAAGAACUUGUAAAAUAUAAUUGAUGUCGUGUUAACUACUUAUUGAUAACUUAGUGAUUAGAUAAAGCUUUGUAAGUUACAUAGACAGUAAAUAGGCUGGAAAUUGAAUCGUUCCAUUACAGAUUCAUUUAUAUUUAAGAAUGUUCCACAUAAGGGUUGUUUCGGUGUUGCAUCUACUGAUGAAGUCAUUUACAAAAACAUGUUUAUGAUAAAUCAUAAUUUAUUUCAAGUGAUAGAUAUACUCCUAAAAUAACAUUAAAAUAGAAAACUUUGUAACUUUUUUAAAUGUAUAAAUGUGCUCGUUACUUACAUGCAACUUAAAACAAUUCAUACAUUUAUUUAUUUUUAAAUACCGAUGUAAUAUAUAACCAUGAGAACUACUUGGAGAUGUGGACAUAGACAACUAGAGAAACCAGUGAAUGUGACAGUUGAUGUCCGCGCAGCCACACUCACGUGAUGUAGCACUGACGGUCUCCUGUACAGUACUUAGUGGCUAGGAUCAUCUACAUUGUGCAAAGAUACUGUAUAUUAUAAUAUAAAUAUAUAACUAUUCAUAAACGAUGUAUGUAUUGUUAGUAUUAAAUACACAACUUAAAGUAUUAAAUGUAUGUAAUAAAAGUACCUAAUGCUAAUAGUAAUAACAUGGCGAUGUACUUAAGCAAUUCCAGAUGUGACAUUUUAAUGUCCCAUAGAUUUUGUGGUGUUUUGUAAUUAAAAUGUUGUCAAUUAAAAUAGUAUUGUUUUUUGUCUCACCUCUUACGUAAACACAUUGUCGCUUACGUUUUUGUAACCAUUACGUACGUACUAACGUGUGUAUUUCGCAGAUAUUAUUUUAAUUUACGAAAUUAAAGGAAAAUGCACAGUAA
Molecule: messenger RNA, 2384 nt
Organism: Trichoplusia ni (cabbage looper)
Lineage: Eukaryota; Metazoa; Arthropoda; Insecta; Lepidoptera; Noctuidae
Product: homeobox protein B-H1-like
Exons: 4
Coding region: 412-1251 (279 amino acids)
Biological process (GO): regulation of DNA-templated transcription
Molecular function (GO): DNA-binding transcription factor activity, RNA polymerase II-specific; DNA binding
Source: RefSeq, a predicted model, not a curated record